Molecule: messenger RNA, 1016 nt
Organism: Neltuma alba
Lineage: Eukaryota; Viridiplantae; Streptophyta; Magnoliopsida; Fabales; Fabaceae
Product: N-terminal acetyltransferase B complex catalytic subunit NAA20
Biological process (GO): N-terminal peptidyl-methionine acetylation
Cellular component (GO): NatB complex
Molecular function (GO): protein-N-terminal amino-acid acetyltransferase activity
Source: RefSeq, a predicted model, not a curated record
AUCUACAUCCCAAAAUAACACGUAUCAAUCCUCUAAUUCUCUGCCUGCAGAGUUCGCGCUGCGAGGAAACCAUAGAGGCCCUGCACCCAUUUCAGAGGGAGUGAAGGGGUUUCGAAGAUGACAACGAUCCGCAGGUUUUGCUGUAACGAUCUCCUCCGCUUUGCUUCCGUUAAUCUCGACCAUCUCACUGAAACUUUUAACAUGUCCUUCUACAUGACCUACCUAGCAAGAUGGCCGGACUUUCCAUAUUUCCAUGUUGCCGAAGGUCCUGGCAACCAAAUCAUGGGUUACAUUAUGGGGAAAGUGGAGGGGCAAGGAGAGUCCUGGCAUGGUCAUGUUACUGCAGUAACUGUUGCCCCUGAAUAUCGUCGACAGCAGUUAGCCAAGAAACUGAUGAAUCUACUGGAAGACAUAAGUGACAAGAUUGACAAGGCUUUCUUCGUGGAUCUCUUUGUAAGAGCAUCAAAUGCGCCUGCUAUAAAGAUGUAUGAAAAGCUUGGCUAUGUCAUAUAUCGGCGAGUGCUCCGCUACUAUUCCGGGGAAGAAGAUGGAUUAGAUAUGAGGAAGGCAUUAUCGCGUGAUACUGAAAAGAAGUCUAUCAUCCCUCUUAAACGGCCGAUCACUCCUGAUGAAUUAGAGUAUGACUAAAUCUGCUCUCUAAGGAACUAUAUUGCAUGAGCCGCCUUUUCUCUUAUUUUUAUUUUACUGAAAACAAGUGUGUAGGUUUUCCAUCUUGCAUGUGCCUAACUGAUCUGGAUUUAUAACCUAUACUCUGUUAGAAACUUGAGGAAGUAACUGUGCUCUUUUGGAAGUUUUCCUUUAUAGCCCGGACAUGAUAACAGCAUUGAUACAUUAUUAUGCUUAGUACACAUGCAAGAGGGAAUGAGCAGAGGGAGAGGGAGAGGCAAAAAAAAUUAAUUUGAUAUGUUUGCUAGGCCUGCAUGGGCUUCCUUAGUAUAAAGGCUUUCCAUUCUGAAGAUUCCUUUGCAGUUUUGAUGGGAAGGAAAAUUUUUCAA